UUACAGGAACGAAGAGGCUACACCUGAGGGCAGAGACGAGGGAGGAUCGAGCGGCGUGGACGGAGGCUCUUCAGGCUGUGAAAGAAAUGUUCCCGAGGAUAUCCAAUAGCGAGCUUAUGGCGCCCGUCGACAUCUUCGUGGUGUCAACGGAGAGGUUGAGGCAGAGGUUACAAGAAGAGGGGGUGAAUGAGGCGGCAAUUCAGGAUAGUGAGCAGAUCAUGAGGAGCGAGUUCGUGGCGUUGCAGGGACAGCUUGCCAUUCUUAAGCAGAAACAGUUGCUUCUUACUGAUACCCUCAGACUGCUAGAGACAGAAAAGGUUGAUUUGGAGAAUACCCUUGUUACAGAAAGUCAAAUACAAUCAAAAGAGCAUGAAUCUGCGUCAACAUCAAGGAAUGAUAAGGGUAGCGAAGCAAGUGUAUCUGAGUCUGAAGAUGAUAAUGAAAGGCAGGAUGCUGCAGAAGAAGAGACUGAGGAUGAAGAUAAUGCUUUUUUUGACACACAAGAUUUCCUCUCAUCAAGUUCAUUUAAGAGCAGUGGGUCUGACUUUCUUAGAUCCGAAAUUGAUUCUGAUGAAGAGGAAGAACAUGGUAUUGCUUCAAUCGAUGGGCAUGCCCACACCAUGAGUUCUUUAGGACCUAGGUUUCCAUUUGUUAGGAGACGAAAAAAGCUGCCAGACCCAGUUGAGAAAGAGAAAGGUGUCAGCCUUUGGUCAAUGAUUAAAGACAACAUAGGGAAAGAGCUAACCAAAGUUUGCCUUCCAGUCUACUUCAAUGAGCCUCUCUCAUCAUUGCAGAAAUGUUUUGAGGAUCUUGAGUACUCUUAUCUACUCGACAAGGCUUAUGAAUGGGGUAAAAAGGGCAAUAGUCUUAUGAGGAUGCUUAACGUUGCCGCCUUUGCUCUUUCCGGAUAUGCGUCUACUGAAGGAAGAAUCUGCAAGCCUUUUAAUCCACUUUUGGGGGAGACAUAUGAGGCUUACUAUCCGGAUAAAGGUGUUCGGUUUUUCUCGGAAAAGGUUAGUCAUCACCCUAUGAUUGUUGCUUGCCAUUGUGAGGGAACUGGGUGGAAGUUCUGGGGAGACAGUAAUCUAAAGAGUAAAUUUUGGGGUCGUUCAAUUCAACUUGAUCCUGUUGGAAUUUUGACUCUUGAAUUUGAUGACGGUGAAUUUUUUCAGUGGAACAAGGUAACAACCUCCAUUUAUAAUUUGAUUCUCGGAAAGUUAUAUUGUGAUCAUUAUGGUACAAUGCGGAUACAUGGAAAUCGAGAGCACUCGUGUAAAUUGAAGUUCAAAGAGCAAUCAAUAAUUGAUCGCAAUCCUCACCAGGUCCAUGGCAUAGUUCAGAAUCGGAAUGGUAAAACAAUGGCAACAUUGUUCGGUAAGUGGGAUGAAAGCGUGCAUUACGUGAAUGGUGAUCCCAGUGUGAAGGGAAAAGGCGCUGAAAUCCCAUCUCAGGCUCAUCUAUUAUGGAAACGCAGUAAACCUCCAAAGAAUCCAACCCGAUACAACCUUACACGCUUUGCGAUUACGUUGAAUGAGCUCACUCCUGGUUUGAAGCUACCACCCACUGAUUCAAGGCUAAGACCAGAUCAAAGAUGCUUGGAAAAUGGGGAGUUUGAUGCUGCAAAUGCGGAGAAGUUGAGAUUGGAGCAGAGACAACGCCAGGCUCGAAGAAUGCAGGAGAGGGGUUGGAAGCCCCGGUGGUUUGCUAAAGAUCAAGGCGGCGAUACCUACCGCUACAUAGGCGGCUACUGGGAGGCGAGGGAGAAGGGACAGUGGGAUGAUUGUCCCGACAUAUUUGGCCAAAUCCCGACUGAUCAACUUGCUGAUUGACCUGGUUUAAGCUCUUUGGAGGCCCUCUUAUUCUUUGAACCCCUUUUGUAUUUUCCCAUAUUGCUCUCCUUGAGAUCUCGGUACUUCACUUUCCAUGCUCUCGCUAUUUUCGAGCAGCAGAGGGUGCCCAUUGGCUUCUAAUCAGGAGAGGUUAUAUAUGUUAACAUUUAUUUCUUACAUGAAUAAAAAGAAGUUUUCGCUGUUUGUUUCAUUUA
Molecule: messenger RNA, 2044 nt
Organism: Phalaenopsis equestris
Lineage: Eukaryota; Viridiplantae; Streptophyta; Magnoliopsida; Asparagales; Orchidaceae
Product: oxysterol-binding protein-related protein 1C
Exons: 9
Coding region: 87-1829 (580 amino acids)
Cellular component (GO): membrane; cytosol; intracellular membrane-bounded organelle
Molecular function (GO): sterol binding
Source: RefSeq, a predicted model, not a curated record